Callorhinus ursinus (northern fur seal) is the source of this 1344-nucleotide messenger RNA. It is a transcript of the gene TAS2R60, whose product is annotated as taste 2 receptor member 60. Gene Ontology annotation, cellular component: membrane. The record is from RefSeq and is a predicted model, not a curated record. Gene Ontology annotation, molecular function: G protein-coupled receptor activity; bitter taste receptor activity. Lineage: Eukaryota; Metazoa; Chordata; Mammalia; Carnivora; Otariidae. Gene Ontology annotation, biological process: G protein-coupled receptor signaling pathway; sensory perception of taste.
AUGCCCUCCUCACCUGCAUUGAUCUUCAUGGUCAUCUUCUUCCUGGAGUUGUUGGCUGCAAUGCUGCAGAAUGGCUUCAUAGUUACUGUGUCGGGCAGGGAGUGGGUGCGACGCCUGGUGCUGCCCGCAGGUGACAUGAUUAUGGCCUUCCUGGCCGCCCGGUUCUGCCUGGACAGGGUGGCCAUCCUGAACAACGUCUUGACCUUCUUUGAAAUGGACUAUUACCACAUACCCUGGAACUUCAUCAACACUCUCGCUUCCUGGCUCACUGCCUGGCUUGCUGUCUUCUAUUGUGUGAAGAUCGCUGUCUUCUCCUACCCUGUUUUCUUCUGGCCGAAGUGGAGGAUUUCUCGGUCAGUGCCCAGGCUGCUGCUGGGCUCCCUGGUCUUCGCUGGUCUGACAGUCAUCUCAUCAGCCACUGGGACUAGAAUUCUUAUGCAGAUGAUUUCCUCCCCGAGUUCCCAAGGAAACAGCAUCCUGGCUGAUACAGUACAGCCCUUCUCAGUGAGCAUCGGCUUCUUCAUCACUGUAACAUUGAACAUGGAGUGGUUGCUACAGAGAACACUGUUACCUUGUGAUAAAUUAUUAGUCAGCCUGGGGGCCUCUUGCUUCUGUCUGCAGUGGGUGGUGAUGAGGAAGAGCAUUUAUAUUUUCCCGUAUCCAGUGGCCUUCCCAUACAACCCUGUAUUGCAGUGCCUAGCCUUCCAGUGGGACUUACUGAACACUGCCACAUUAUGGUUCUUGACCUAGCUCAGUGCUUUCUGUUGCGUGAAGACCACAACCUACACCCUCCCCAUAUUCCUCUGGCCAAAACAGAAGGUGUCUGGGUUGGUUCCAUGGAUGCUGCUUAGUUCUGUGGGACUCUCCAGCUUGAGCACCAUCCUUUUCAUAGGCAACCAGAGCUUAUAUCACUACUUUUUAAGGAGAGGGUUGCAAUCUUGGAAUGCCACUGGAAAUACUAUAAGAUCAUACGAGAAAUCCUACUUCUCUUUAAAACUUGUUACCUGGACAGUCUUUAUUCUUGUCUUCUUUUUUUGCAUGGUUUUGCUCAUGUCUCUAGAAAGACACAUUAAGAAGGCCCUGCUGUAUCACGGCUUUUGUGACCCCAGUGCCCAGCCACACAUCAAGGUUCUUCUGGCUCUCAACUCCUUUGCUAUCCUCUUCACCUCCUAUUUUCUGUCGGUGCUCAGCAUUGCAGGUGUUUUUCUCUUGGAAUUUAGGCACUGGGUGUGACAGGCAAUGAUUUAUUUAUGCAUAGCUGGCCACCCCAUACUGCUCUUGAGCAGCCCCAAGCUGAGAGGUGUGCUGGAGGGGGGCUGCCGUGCACAGUGCUGGGCAUCUUGA